Molecule: messenger RNA, 5904 nt
Organism: Pecten maximus
Lineage: Eukaryota; Metazoa; Mollusca; Bivalvia; Pectinida; Pectinidae
Product: metabotropic glutamate receptor-like
Exons: 5
Coding region: 131-3040 (969 amino acids)
Biological process (GO): regulation of synaptic transmission, glutamatergic; G protein-coupled glutamate receptor signaling pathway
Cellular component (GO): membrane
Molecular function (GO): group II metabotropic glutamate receptor activity
Source: RefSeq, a predicted model, not a curated record
CUCUGGGUUGGGCAGAAGUCUGAAGUAAACGAGUUUUCAGAACACAGGUGUGUUUACACGCGACCAAGGGUACUGCAACUGAUCCCGGGGGUGUCGGGACGUCCCAGGGUGCUAACGAGUCUACACGAAGAUGACCAAAGGAGUUGAUAUGUUGCUGUUUGUGUUGGUGUCCAGUGUAGCGUUGAUUCACGCUCAGCUGACCUGUCCGUCGGGGUCUGGAGGCAGCUGUCAAUAUGCAAAUGUAGGGCUGACCCCUACAGACAACCAGUUGCCGAACCAACACUACUACAUCGGAGGAUUGUUCGGAAUCCAUGACCGGGCACCUGACGCUUACUCCUGCGCCAAUGCAGCCAUACGCGAACGUGGGCUCCUGAAUAUGGAGGCGUUCCAUUGGGCAAUCAAGGAGUUUGGGACGAGUCAGAACGUCUCCAUCGGAGGAGUGACCCUUGAUUCGUGUUCUCGCAUCGAGCAAACCAUUGAAAAUAUUUUAAGUUUCGAAACGUGUAAAGUUGGCUUUGGUGAUUUGAAUGCUGUCUCUCCGCGUAAUCUGUUGGCAUACGUUGGACCCGACCGGAGCAGCGAGGCCAUGGCCGUUGCGACUUUACUUAAAGACAUGAACAAGACGCAGGUUACCCAUGCAGCCACUUCACCAGAACUUGGCGAUCGUGACAUGUACCCAUUUUUCUUACGAUCUGUGCCAUCUGACGAACAUGACGCUACAAUCAUUGCCCAGAUGUUAACAGCCAUGAAUAUAAAAUAUGUUUUGGGUGUUUACCUCGGAAAUUCUUACGGUCGCAGCGGAUUUCAGGCUCUCAAGUCUAAACUCACUGGAACCUGCAUGGUUUACGAGACUGAGAUGCCAGUCCUUGCUACUGAUGACCAGCUUGAGGCCAUCGCUGAGGAACUGAUCCAACGAGAGGACACGAGGUACAUCAUUGUUUACGCAGACGGAGCGAAUGCCAGAAAACUGAUGAGUGCUAUACAAACCAAAGACGCAAACAAGGUGCAGAACUUCCAUUUUAUUGGGACAUCGUCAUGGGCGGCCAACACCGAUGUCACUGAUAAUUUGUAUGUAGACGCGUACACAGUGGCCUUGUCCACUCCCGCAGGUCAGCUGACAUCAGACGUAGCGAAAUUCUACCAGUACCUGAACGGUCUGAAACCAAGCGCAAACACCUGGAAUCCGUGGUUCCAGACCUUCUGGAAUGACAAGCUCCAGUGUGGACAACGUACCUGUAACGAGGGGACCGACAGUCUGACUGGACGCUACACUCCCGAUGUUUACGUUCCGUUUACCAUACUAGCGGUGCGUUCCAUCAUCGAUGGCGUGAGGAUGGCUGCCUUGGGGGCCUGUGGUAAAUACGAUCUCUGCUCUAAUCUACUGAACCAGGAAAAUCGAGGCCAGAGAAUUUACGGAGCAAUUGAAGGCACAACUUACUUUGACGACAGGGAGCUCGCUAGCAACUACAUAUCUUACCGAAUUCUGAAGUUUAGUGUGUCCUCCGGGUAUACCGAGAUUGGAACCUACAUGCCUGGUACCGGUUCACCCUUGAAUUUGGCGCCUCAGAAUCCCAAAACCAACGCGUGCCCUGAAUCCCCGUGUCUGGUGUGUGGAGAAGUGCCCCCUUCCCCAAGUACAACCACCGUCAGAACGACGGCUGCCCCGGUCGUCACGACAACAGAUCCUACGGAGGGCGGAAAAUACAAAUUUGUAAAGUUCAUGGCCGGUCAACAUUUCACAGGGGUAUACUCGGGUGGUAUGCGUAUGGAUGACGAGUACGGAACCAGAUUUGACAUCGGCCAGAAAUGGAUCAUUGCCCUGGGCGUGCUGGCUGGUGUUGGCUGCGUGGCUGUCCUUGUAUUUGAAAUCUACAUUCUUUUCAAACUCCUGGGAACACGUAUCGGUCGUCAGUGGAGGACUAUGUGGCUCGGACAGUUGUUAUUAUUCGGCAUCUUCCUAUCAUAUCUCACACUUUUUGCAUUUCUUUUUAUCCCGACUAAGGCCACCUGCGGAAUCAUCAGGUUCGGAAUCGGAGUUUCCUACGCCACUAUUUAUUCCGUACUUCUCGUUAAGCUGAUGGUUAUUCUUACAUCAACAACAACAGAAUCUCUAAUUCCCGGCGACGUCGAAUCUCCGAACUAUCUCAAAGGUAUCUACCAAUUCCUCAUGUUUAUUUUCGCUGUCGGUGUCCAGAUGGUCAUCGAUGUCCAGUGGCUGAUCCAGGUUCCCCCGGAGGCAGUAAAAGUUGUGACGAACGGAGGCAUGGAGGCUUGGGUGUGUAACCAUUACACAUGGUCUGUAGAUUACGGCUGGGGCGACAUGCAAAACUUUGUAAGCAGCGAGUUUGAAAACCAUCUACUAUCACUUGUCUACGUUAUGUUCCUUAUCGUCAUAACAACCAUUGUUGCAAUGCGUGCCCAUGGAAUCAUCACAAAUCACCGUGAGAGCGUGUUUAUUGGUAUCGUUGCUGGAUUCUCCAUCCCGAUCUGGAUCGCCUGGGGGUUAGUUGGCGGUCUGAAUAAGAAGCUGGACAAUGGUCAUCAGUUUGGCGACGCCUGUCUGGCGUUCGGUUUGUUCAUUGUUGCUACUCUGGCCUUAUUCUCCAUGUUCUUGCCCAAGGUGAGACAACUCAUCAACAUGGGGGUCGAAGGAAUAUACCUAGAGGACGACCGUGAUACCUACUACGCCGGCUCCGUUAUCAUGGCUCCGCCCAGCUACAAGAGUCGACCAAGCUCUGUUGUAUAUGCAAAUUCAGGAGGAGUUUACAGUGAUCCAGUCAUCAUUGGAAAUGGUGGCGACCCACAUGCAGUUCACCUGAAACACCCUGGGAGUACCUACAGUGCACCUGCGUAUGUAAGGCGCGGAGACACGUAUGGAACAGGAAGUAUUGGAGGCAGCAAGGUCCUCCGUGUAACCGGAGACCUCACCGGUAAAAACCCACAAAAGCCGUCGUCUGAAAUCGGACAUUAUAGAAAAACGCGCUCAGAGAGUGGCACCCUUAGGAAAUCUCUCUCCCAUCAAAAUCUUGGAGCCCUGUGAGUUCAAUUAACAUAGGAGGGAAACGUUCUAGCUUAUUCUUACAACCAGUCAAAAAAAACGACGAAAAUGGAACAAAGAAUCUACAAACAUUGGAAUCCAGCAAGUUUACUUCAAACCUUAAUCUCGCGUGGAAUCGGACCCAAACUGUCGAUUUUUCUAAAGUUUGUUUCUAGAGAAUAUUUGAUGACUGAGAUUUUUGUGGAGACUGCUGGAGAUGGACACAAUACUGUAAGGGUUCGCGGGUGGUUUUACAGGGGAGACAACUCCUCUUACAUACUGUGAUACAUAGGAACCUGUUCACCCAAACAUUGUCCUCCAUGGAAUUCCUUCAGGGAUGGAAAUUUAAUAACAUAUAUUACAACAUCCUUUUGAAAUAUUAAGUAAAAUGCUGGAAUGAAGAUCAAGUAAAUUUAUAUAAUUUUUCAUUGUUAACAUGUAAAUUUAUAUAAUUUUUCAUUGUUAACAUGUAAAUUUAUAUAAUUUUUCAUUGUUAACAAGUAAAUUUAUACAUCGUUAACAUAACGAACAGAAUGGCCACCAGGCAAAGCCAGUGUAAGGCCUCAGAUUAGAUUAUAUAUAUAUGUGUGUAUCCUUAUAUUUUUCAUGAUACUUAUAGUUUACAAAAAGUAUUUUAACAAGUUUUGUAAUUUAAAAUCUUCAACGAAAUUUUAACAAUAACAUUGCUCUUUGUCUAUUUUUCAACAUUUUUGGCAGAGCAGCAUUUCUGUUAUUCAGGUCGAGAAUUCGGAUAUCAAAAUAAAUAUACUUUACUUUGAUAUCAGAGUUCAAUACUAAAUCGAGCCUCUCUUUGGUGAGGUCUUGAUUGGUCAAAAUCUGUUCUACAUUCACAUGUUGAAUGAGAAUAUCUUGUGUAAAUGGAAUCUAUAGCAUUUCCACGCACCACUAUGAACCUGCCAUAAGGCGUACCAUUAAACGUGUGUUGUGAGUGCGAGUCCUGUACAUGUACAGUGACUGUCUGAUAUACAAGUGUGUACCGACAUUUGACACCUGUGUGUACCGACAUGUGACACCUGUGUGUACCGACAUGCGACACCUGUGUACCUGUGUGUACUGACAUGUGACACCUGUGUGUACCGACAUGUGACACCUGUGUGUACUGACAGCGGCACCUGUGUGUACCGACAUGUGACACCUGUGUGUACCGACAUGUGACACCUGUGUGUACCAACAUGUGACACCUGUGUUUACCGACAUGUGACACCUGUAUGUUUAGAAUACAUGUGUGUUUUGUUUGUUUAUAUACAUGUUUAAGUGCGUGUGUACUAGUGUGUAUGUAUACAGAUAUUCCCUUGUGUGAUAUAAAACUGUGACAGGGAAGUGUGUUAUCCCGCCACAAAACUUUUAUUGUGAUGGCCGAGAGAAAGCAGAACCUGUCAUAACUAACAUUACUUUUGUUUACAACUUUCUGUCCACAAGAGUUUUGGAUAAAUGUUUGUUUAUUUUUGUGCUCAUAAUUAGCUUUUUGUAAACUUUAAAUUCAAGGGUUCAAUUGCAAUGAAGAUUCACCAGUGGUUUCACCAGUGGAAGCUGUCUCAAUUGUUUCACUAAAAUCCACACAAUCAUUGGCAUAUUUUGCCGGGUACUGUAUUUUUUUUGCUAGUUUUUUUUUUUUCUCAAUAAAUACCAGGUACAAAGUGUAUCAGAACCAUUUCCAUUUCAAAUUUACUAUUGUCAGAAAUAAUUGUCAUCCAUGGACUAAUAUCACCAUCCGCCAUCAUUUAGCAUCCGUGGCUCAAUUGUUGUCCUCCAUUUUCAGUUUGGACAAUUUCCUCUCAAUAACAAAGAGGCCUUAGAGUCACGAUAGUGGACCAGCAACAUGCUGAAAUUAAGGGCAACAAGUUUAGUCAAAUGAAUAUGAUUGUUAAAGCGUUUAGUAGCAGGAGAGUGAUGCAGGCCCAUUUGGCCUCUUGGGUUUUAAAUGGCCAUGAUGUUGUAGUAUUUCUAAUAAGUAAAAUGUAAGAGCGAGCUGGAAAAAUGAUCUGGAUUAUGUGAGGUAUACAAAAUGUAUUUACUUCAAACAUAAUAUAUAUGUAUACCUCCCUAAUUGUUGCCAACUCGUAGGUUUUUUAUUUUUGAGAAUUCUUGAUGUUCUGACAACGGAAGUGAGUUAAUUCUGGGGCGUAUACAUAUAUAUAGCUCCCAAAUUUUAAAUAUAAUAAUGCCAACUUGCCUCACUUAAAGACAAAAAAUGCCAAUUUUGAAAGAUAUUUUGAAUCUGAUUGAAUAAUGAUAUACUUUUGAGUGCAGUUUAUAAUCUCUUUAAUCCAGGCACAAUUUUUCUUCUUAAAAUCAGUCUGGUUUGAACUAAAUUGGUCUGAUUCCACAGAGUUCAUGCCAGUACCUGCUGGCCGUGUUCGGAUUUCACUGUGUAUUUAACAUGUAUAGAAAGUUUUGGGUAAGCUGUUAUCUUACUUGGCAUUUUUAAUUUUCUUCACAAAUCUAGGAUAAAUAUUUGUCCUAUUUUAAUUUAAAGAAGAUGGUGAAUGAUGUAUUUUUGUAUAUUGUGUAGAAGUUGUAUAUAUCCGACUGUUACUACUAGAAUCCACUCUCGAUAAGCUAUAGUGCUCAUAUUUCGCCGCGGAUUCAAAUAAUCCCUCACAAAUUUAUUUCAAGUACAAAACCAUAUUUUAUCCUGAAAAUACAAGCACUAUCUGUAUGGUAUGUCUCCCAGCGUAUAUAUAUAUAUAGCCGUUUUGUUUCCACUUGUGGAAAACCCUAGUUAGGGAUCUUGUACAAUACUGCUUAUUCCUAAAAGCAGCUUUCCAUCAAAAUCAUUAAUGUUCAUACUCAAUUAUGCAAGAUAUAUGACUUUUGUAUGAGAAAUAAACAAAUAUAUUGUUAAA